GAUGGCCUUCUACAUCGUAUCAAAUCGCUUCAAGACGAGCUGGGCGAGAAACAACACACGGUUGACCGACAACUCACGGAGAUCGACGAUCAAAAGCACGCAUAUGAAAGCGAGAUCAACAGACUCAAGUCUGAGUUGGCGGCACUCGAGGCAAAAUAUCAGAACGAGCUCGAAGAUGAGCGAGAUCAACAUCAACACGAUGCUGACGUGCUCAAGGCCACAGAAGAAGAGUUGCGUACGAAGAUCACGCUUCUCGAGACCAAACUUGAGGCUGCGAAUGAUCGCGAGAAGAAUUUGCACAAUGAGAUUGCCGAAUGGGAGGAUAAAUACGACUCGGUGAAUAAAGAGCUGCAAAAAGUCAGAGACGAGCUGGACGUAGUCAGAAGUGACUCCGAGAAGAUCAAUUACAGCAAUCCAGACAGGCCUCAGCGUCUGAAAAGUGAGACCAUAGUUCAAAAGGAACCCAUCAAGUUCAAGAAGCUAUCAGAUCCGUGCGGAAUGAAGCACGAGUUAAUUGCGAGUUAA
Anisakis simplex (herring worm) is the source of this 525-nucleotide messenger RNA. Lineage: Eukaryota; Metazoa; Nematoda; Chromadorea; Rhabditida; Anisakidae. The record is from the annotation of a GenBank genome assembly.